CUGACGACAGCUGUCAUAACGCACGCUGACGUAUGUAUCGCUAUUGCUUAGUUUUUACAGGAAGAAAUCGAAAAUCGUGAUAUUAAUACUAAAUAAAAUAUCUCACGUCAUUUUAUUGUGGUUAUUGAAUACGCAGAAAUUAUGAUAUACUAUUAAAACACGUAUAGUGUUGAAGAUUUCACAUAAACUUGGACUUUGACUUAAAAGUUGAUGACAAUGGCAAACAAUCGUAUACCUUCUGGCCCUAAUACGCCUGGAAGUCAGCAGACACCCACGCAGCAAGGUAUAAAGAUAUUUAUCCAGAGAGACUAUUCUGAAGGUACAUCGGUCAAGUUCCAAACAAGAUUUCCCCCCGAAUUAGAAGAUAGGAUAGACAGACAAUCAUUUGAAUAUACAAUGGAACGGUUGAAUGAACAUUUUGAGAUGGCGGAAAAUGCAGACUGCAGUACUUACUGCGAAGGAUGCCUAGCUUGUCUUACAGCUUACUUCAUUUACAUUUGUACAGAAACACAUUAUGAAAAGCACUUACGGAAAGUGUCCAAAUUCAUAGCAACACAAAACGAGAGGGUGUAUAAUCCUCGAGGUGUACAUAUCACGGAUCCCAUACUGAGAGGACUAAGAGUUAUUGAGAUCACAGUGAUAGACCUACCGAACUGUCAGAGCCCGACGGGUAACUCAACAAACACACAGAUGCGACACACUUGACCACCACACGAAAACAGGGAGUUUUUCAUGUAACAAUCACGGUAUUGGUUCUAAGCCAUUUGAUGAGAGACUGAGGGUGAGACGCUGAUAUUUAACACUCCAACAUACAUGUGGUGACCGGUCGGGCACACUUUGUGACACGUGGCGCGAAGUGCCAAACAAAUCUUCUAAAUACACUUACGUUAUCACACACGAGAACGAAUAAAUGCGGGGUGUUGCUGUCUCGUUUCUUCUCAUGUAUACGCGGGCGGGGGAUUUACCUAUAAUCGCAAACAAUUGCGACAUCUAAAAAUUGCACAAUAUUUACUGUUAAACUUCAUUUCUGAUAUGAUGUUGAUGCUGCCUCUGCAGAACAAUUAAGGAACUAAAAUUACUAUUAUGCAUUAAUUCUAUAUUUUGCCACUAGAUCACAAAUGACGCUGUUUGGCAAAGAAUGCAUUUAACCUAUUGCGCGCUUAGGAAGCAAUUGUGCUACUUAAUAUAAUUUUUUUUGCAAUUAGCAAUUGUUCGCGCAGUGUUUGCUGUUAUAGGUAAUAAGGAUGAUAGUAUAAACAUAUCGGUAAAUAGAUUUGUUUCCAAUAUGCGUUUAAAGAAUGCAACAAUCCAUAAAACUGCGUUACUGACUUUUGCCGUGAUUUCUUCUCUACUUCUCUGUAAUAUUUAUUUUUAUGCCCCACGCCAUUAUCCGUCUAAAUUAGUAAGUCAAAUAAUUGUGACUUGAGAUCGAUACGACAAAUAAAUAAUAACUAUUUUUGACAUAAAAACCUACAACAAUUCUAACAAAUUAAUGCUCGACUAUUCUGAAAGGGAACCCUUUUAAUUGAGAGACAAAAAAAUCAAACAAACUUCCAAAACAAAAAAACCUUUUUUAAGCUAGUUAAAAAAUACAUUCCUAAUAAUUGAUUAAUUAUACUUAUUUAUAUUACUACAACUUAGUUUAUACGUUCACUUCAACUGUUACUGUCGAACUUUGAUUUUUUGCAAUGUCAAAAUAGUAGAAAAGAUAUAUAAAAUCGUCUGCCAAUAUUUUUAAUUUAUAAUUUUUUUAAUAGUUCAUAAAGACUGGCAAAUAAAGUUAUAAUAAGUUUAGUAGAUCUACAGUUAAUAACUAAAAAAUAUAAAACAAGUUUUAUUGUAUAUAUUUUUCAAUAUAAUAUUGAACUCAGCUCUCAGUUUGUCAUCAAAUUGAUAGUUUGGUUUGAUUUUAAGUAUUUAAAUAUAAGCCUCAUAAUAAAUAUAGACUUGUAAUGUUAUUUUAGGUAUACUUUUAUUUUUAAACUAUCAUAAUCAACAUGGCUUAAAAAUACUUAAAAACAAACUAAUUAGACACCUAUAUCGUUGUUUUUAUAAAAUAUUUUGUAAAUUUUGUACCCAAAUAGUAUUCUGUUAGUAUCCAUAUAAUUUCCAUUUAAUUGUAUAAAGUUGUAGCUAAUGUAAUCAAAUGAUUUGUGAUAAAAUAUAUAUCGAGGUGCUUACAGAUCCUAUCUAUUAUGUAUCUUUUGGGUAUAUUUAAUCUUUUUAUUUUAACAAACCUUUUCAUUUCAAUGAUCGGACUUUUCAAUUAAUUUAUUAGGUUUUUUUUACCUUCGAAUUGUAUUGCAAUUUUUUCACUAUGGAUCUCAUAUUCGAAUGUUUGAGCCGAUUCUGAAAUGUCAUUCAAUCAACCAAUCAUUCGAUUAGCAGAUUGAUUAAUUAAAAUAUCUUUCUUAAAAUUUAGUGAAUUUAAUUAUUUAGAACGAAUUUGACCUAAUAGAAACAAUUGUGAAAAUAUGUUCUCUGAAAAUUUUAAAUUUUAGAGAUUUUUUUUUAUAGAAAAUCACACCUGAAACCGUACACUUCUUCAACUAAGUGUAUACAGUGAGUUACAUUUAAUUACGAUACUCAAUUGAUCUUUAAGCAAUUAAGUUCUACUAAAUGUACUUACUUAUAAGUAAAAUUAAUAAAGAAUAAUUGUGUUUCUAAAACAAUAUUCUCUAAACCUCUAAAUUCACUAUAUUUAAGAGAUACCUAAUUUGAGAAAAUAACACCCUAGAGUUGGUCCCAGCAUACUCUGAAAAAUCUUUGUACUUUCUGUCUAUAUUAUAAAGUUUUAGAGAAGAACAAAUAACACAUUUCUUUUUAUUUUCUUUUAGUGCAAUAUUGUUUUUGUAAGCACCAUCACUAAGUAAUUGUAUAUAAGAACUGUAACUUGAAAAUUAUUAAUAAUUUACUAUGCUAUAACUAUUUUACUGUAUAUUGUCUGAGUUGAUGAGUUAGGUAAUUUAUUUCCAUUUUAACUGUAUUCUAGAAAACGGAACGAGUUUAAAAAUGUUUAAAAACUGUACAAGUCUGCAAUGGGAUUUGAGAUACAUAUUUUUCAUAAGUGGAACUUAAUAGAAUAUCAUAUAAAGCCCUUUGGAUAUGAAUACCAAUGACACGUUUUCUUGUCAAGUUAUUUAUUAUUAUUAUUAUAUUAAAUUAUACUGUGUAAGACCUUUACGUUUUUUUUUUUAUUUAUUUUACAGUCGUACUAAAAUUAUAUAUGUUGAAUGUAGUAUAAAUAAAAAGUCGUAGUUUGCAGUGAAUAUUUAGAGACAAUUUACAUGAAGUAAUUUUUUACAUUAUGUUAUAUCCAUUGGAAACAUAAUAUUCAUACUGGACACAAUUAGUAUAUAAUUUUAGCAUAACUAUAAAAGCAUAAAAUAAUUAUAACAAUUACAAAAUAGAAAGUUGUGGCUUUGAGAUUCUUAUUUAGGGGUUUUUUUUUCUUUUAUUGAUUCAAUGAAUGCGAGUUAAGCGGAAAUCAUCUUUAUGAUUGUAAUCUUAAAGCCUAUUUUUCCACUGCAUACAACAUCACACUCAGUAGUUACACUUAGUUCUGAUUUCUCAACGAGAAUUAAUUUGCAAAUUUACAAAUAUUUAUUCUAUUAUAAAUAAUUUGAUAUGUAAAAUCUUUGACAUUUAAUAUGUCCGUGGGAAGUAAAUGACAUUUAUAUUAUUUUUAAUGAGAAAAAGGUAUAAUUUUCCGUUGAAUCACCUCUAUUUGUAGACAAAUGUUGACUCACUUUUAAAUUUCGACUGAAGUUUGUCAAACAUGCAUGAAAUAACUCCCUAUGCCAAAAUGUUCUUCCAAAAUUAAUGUGGGGACAUCUUAAUGUAGUUAGAUGUAGAACUCGGUGUGUUGAGAAGACUUGCCGUUGUGAUUCAAGUAAUUUAUGUUAUAAUUAUAUGAUUGUAAUAUGGCACAAUUUUAGAUAUUUCAUUAAAGUUAUUAUAGUAGUUUUAUCACAAUUGAUACAGCGCCUGAAGGUGGAUUUUGAUAAUGGAACAAAGAGCAAAGGACGAAGGCUAUAAUGGAAUGGAAUGGAAUUAUGGAAAAUUUUGAGGUAAACUGAUGACAUAUUUGCUUGAUAUCAGUCUAUCUUUAGGCAAGCAGAAGAACCAUGUCCCACUAUAAGCACAUAUUACUAUUCUAUUCUAAUUUCAUACAUAUUAUUUGGAAAUAAGGCGCAGUUUUAAAUACUGUAACGUACGCAUGGCCAGCUUUCAUUUCACAAUAUACAGU
Messenger RNA from Galleria mellonella (greater wax moth), 4249 nucleotides. Its product is annotated as golgin subfamily A member 7. The record is from RefSeq and is a predicted model, not a curated record. Gene Ontology annotation, cellular component: palmitoyltransferase complex. The transcript is spliced from 3 exons. The coding region runs from base 211 to 705 and encodes 164 amino acids. Lineage: Eukaryota; Metazoa; Arthropoda; Insecta; Lepidoptera; Pyralidae. Gene Ontology annotation, biological process: peptidyl-L-cysteine S-palmitoylation; protein targeting to membrane.